UUUGAUUCAAUUUGUUAAUUUUAAAUCUUCAUUUUUAUUUUUGUAAAAUGUGUGAUUAUGAUUUACAAAGCGAUUUCGAUAUAAAAGGAUUGUGCCUCAUCGACGUUACGGCCGAAGACGAUUGCCUCAUCGAUACGCCUUUCCUUGAUACUCUCUCAGGUGGAGAAUUGGAGGAAGACGAGACAAAAGGAAAUGGAAGAAAAAAAUUACACAAAAGUAUGACAUGGGAUAGCUCUUUCUUUAGUAGUGCAGCUUUUCUUGAGCCAGAGGAGUUCUCCAGUCGAGAGUAUGUGAACAGAUCUCCUGAUUCGUCUACAAUGUCACCGUCUAAGCGAGAACAUCUCGAGGCUGAUUUUGAUGAGGAUAAUGGAGCUUCAAUCCAGAAAUCUAACAGUGUGUCCGACAAUGCAGUUUACAAGGAAUUGGAAAGAAAAGAUUCUCGGAUUGUGUCAUCUUCAAAGAGGUUAGAAUACUCUAAUCCCGACAAGGUGAAGCAGAAAGCUGCCCCUAAGAAGCCAAAUAAAGCUACGAAAGAUCCUGGUAAGACAAUGAAGCAGGCUUCUGCCCGACCACAAACUUCUCAGGCAUGUAUUCUGCGUAUUAACAUUCAAUUACUGCUACUGUUGAAUAUGCUUUACCACGAAAGAGCGGUAUCAACUCCAUCUCUUCGUAAGCCACUGAAUGUACUGGCCAGGAGGGCUUCCUUGGGUGCUAAGGAUUUCAUAAUGGAAAAGGAUGCAAAAAGUCCGACUGGUAGAGGGACCACAAUAUCAAAGACUCCUGCUAUGGAUGGUUCAAGAAAUAUUUUGCCUAGGACUCCACGAUCUUCCAGAUCUUCUACCCUAUCUUCUUCAUCUAAUUCUUCCAUGGAUAUGAUUAAACAAAAUAAUAACUCCGACUUAGUUAACUCAUCUUCCUCCAGUUACACGUCCACCAAUGCAUCCAAAAGUGCAGCCAAAGGUAAACGUCGAACAGGACAUUCAACACUCUCAACUUCGUUGAAGUCUCCUACCAAGCUCCAUUCCAGUAUAUCGAUUGCUAGUAGCUCAUCCGGUGAAUGGUCCUCGGAGGGAUCGUUGUCAUCACCAACCUCCAAUGCUAAUAAAAGGUCUAAUGUCGUAAGAGUUAGUCUUGGCUCUAGCUCUCUAAAGGGACUCGUUACAGAAAGUGAUGCCCAACAAGUUUCAGAUUUGCGUCAUACACAUCAGCCCUCACUGGGAGAUGGUGAUGAGGUUACUGGUUCAGUGGAUGAAAGUGAAAGCAAAGCUUCAGAUGGAAGAACCUGGCUUCUUCAUCAAGCUGCAAUAAAACCCUCAGGCCUUCGACCUCCAUCACCAAAGCUUGCCUUUUCCAAUGGGGUUCGGUUAUCCAGACACAAUCGAACACGAAGUGUACCCUCCUUCCCAGCUGCACUUAUUGGCAUGCCUAAAAUUGAAGAAAAAAGCACUAAUCCAAGUGAUGGCUCAAACAAGGCAUCUCCUAGAGCUCUUCAAAGAUCAACAACUAUUGCAACAAAGGCACAAAGUGCUUCAAGAAACCCAAAAAUAAGCCCUGGCAUGUCCCUUAAACUUCAUAAUAAACUCUCCCAAAAAACUAGCAGAGAAAGUUACUCAAAGGCUCAGGGCAUUCGUUCUGCAGAAAAACCCAUUGGUUCCGAUUUGCCAAAGCUUGUUGUGAAAGUAGGAGGCAAGGAUGGCUCUCGAAUUAAAGAUACCAAGGUCGUUCCUCUUGCAGUACCAGAGUACUGA
Messenger RNA from Hibiscus syriacus, 1748 nucleotides. RefSeq lists its product as uncharacterized. Lineage: Eukaryota; Viridiplantae; Streptophyta; Magnoliopsida; Malvales; Malvaceae. The record is from RefSeq and is a predicted model, not a curated record. The coding region runs from base 48 to 1748 and encodes 566 amino acids. Gene Ontology annotation, molecular function: microtubule binding. The transcript is spliced from 8 exons.